AUGGGGCCUAAAAGAAAGGUGAAAAAUGACAGCAAGCCUGAUCGCAAACAAGAAUCGAGUGACAAGUUGAAAGCGGAAAGUGCCACAUUUGCCUCUCUGACAUCUGGUGAUACUUCAAGCUCAGAAGAAGCAUUAAACUCUUCAAAAUAUUCCAGCAGAAAAUUGAACAGCAAUUGGCAAAAAUAUGAUAAAGACACUGAUUUUGUUCCUGAACCCAGAGGUCUUGAUUUUUCAGAUUUUUCUGGAAAGAAGCCCACAACGAGUACUGAUUCCUACUUCAGAUUUUCGAAUGAAAAGAACUGGGAAGUACUAGAAAAGUUUGAUGACUAUUUCAAGCUAAAUGUAAAUGAUUUAUGCAGAGAAAUUAUGUGUGUACCACUUCAAGAACGGCUGAAACUGGAUUCAAGUGUUUUGACAUCUGAGCAAAUAGAAACUUUUGAUAGUGAUGCCCAAAUGUAUGAGAGUCGAAUGAAAGAACCCUUGGUUCUUACCAAAGAGAUCACUGGGAAAAUGCUAUCUUUGUUAUCAAAUGAAAUUGAACCAAAAGUCAAAGAAAAAUCCUGCACUACAGGCUGGGCUCACUCAAAGGAAGAACAGUCUGACAAACAGCAGAAGACCUGGGAUAGCAACUCUGAAAAUUUCUUCAGUCUCAGUGGUGUGGAGGAAGAAUUGGAUUUAAUAUUGGCCAUGCCAUCAACAGUAUCACCAUCAAGUCCACUUGAAAUUUCACCCAUCACAGAAAACUUGUCUGAAGAAACAUCUACUGUUCAUUCUAACCUACAGCUUCAAAAUGAUUGGCUGGAUUCUUUAUUAGAUGAGGACUGA
This is a messenger RNA of Daphnia pulex (common water flea), 825 nucleotides long. RefSeq lists its product as uncharacterized. The record is from RefSeq and is a predicted model, not a curated record. Gene Ontology annotation, biological process: negative regulation of G2/M transition of mitotic cell cycle. Bases 1 to 825 code for a protein of 274 amino acids. NCBI's taxonomy places the organism in Eukaryota, Metazoa, Arthropoda, Branchiopoda, Diplostraca, Daphniidae. The transcript has 2 exons.